Fusarium vanettenii 77-13-4 is the source of this 1311-nucleotide messenger RNA. RefSeq lists its product as uncharacterized. Bases 1 to 1311 code for a protein of 436 amino acids. Lineage: Eukaryota; Fungi; Ascomycota; Sordariomycetes; Hypocreales; Nectriaceae. The transcript has 2 exons. The record is from RefSeq and is a predicted model, not a curated record. Gene Ontology annotation, molecular function: NAD+ poly-ADP-ribosyltransferase activity.
AUGUUUAACUGUGACUGCUGCCCCCGGCGAUUCAACUCUCAAUAUGCAGUAAAUCAGCACAUGGACGCCCUAGGUCACCGGGUCCCACGAUUUAACUGCGAAACCUGUGACAGGGCAUUCUUCGCACAACACUCUGCGAACCAGCAUAUGAACGAUACAGGCCACUGGAGACCACAAGUCAAGGGUAACAGUGGCGCAUCUUUCUCUUCUGAUCAGGCCUGGCAUAAACAGGGCUGGGUUGGAGAGAACAUUUCUGGGCAAAGCACCUCAUCUGGGGGUCUCUGGGGGAAUGGACAACAGAGCACCCAUGGAGGGGGCCUGUACUCCUCCUUUAGGGCCUCCUCUGACCAGGGAUCCCCCUCUAGCCUGUUUGGUCAGGGCUCAUCCUCUGGAAGCCUCUUUGGACAACAGUCCUCUGGGGGCCUCUUUGGGCAGAGCACCCCCAGGCAGGGCCUAUUCGGUCAGGGCCCAUCAUCUCCCCAGACACUCUUUGGUGGGCAGAACCCCUCUACACAGGGCUUUUCAUCCGGACAGGGCGUCUCUGGAGGGCAAAAUCCCAUUGCCAACCAGAGCCUCUUUGGGCAGAGCUCAUCUUUUGGACUGCGUUUCUCAUGUGAGACUUGUAAUAUGGAGUUCUACUCUCAGAAUGACGCAGGCCUACACCGUGAAGGGUUUGGACACAAGAAACCCUCAAUAAUCGACGACAUUGAGGUAGUGACGAACAGCUACGCAUACAAGGAUGAGAUCGUUAAACUAUUUGACAAUGGAUGGCGCCACCCGACUAGAACCGCGAGCAUCCAAUGCAUCUAUGUACACACACAGCGCGCUCAAGAGCUGGUUGCCUACUUGAACAGUGGUGAAGCUAGGGUUCUGUUCCAUGGGACGCAGAGAGCUUGUCAUGUUGGUGAUCUCAAUUACGCUUUGAGAGUGUGCAACGAUAUUGAAUGCCAUCUCUGCAGUAUCCUAAGAGAUGGGUUCAAGCUAGACCGAGCCAAAUCAUGUGGCAUGUUUGGUCCUGGAGUAUACACAACUGAUGUGUCUUCUAAGGCUGACAAAUGGGUCAUGAACCACCAUAUGCACUCGAAGCUGCAUGUGAUGCUUCUAUGUGCGGUCUGUGUUGGCAAGUCCGAGAAACUAUACAGUGCAGACUAUGGGAGAAAAGGCCCAAGCGCUGGAUAUCAGUCUGUUGAAGGGGCUGUGGUUGCAGAAGGGGGAGUCCUUAACGAACCCGAGAUUGUUCUGUAUUCUGAGAACCUAGUUGUCCCUUUUGGGAUGAUUGUGUACACUAGAGAGGGGUGGGAACCCUUUUAA